Messenger RNA from Lathyrus oleraceus (garden pea), 1601 nucleotides. Its product is annotated as IAA-amino acid hydrolase ILR1-like 4. Gene Ontology annotation, molecular function: IAA-Ala conjugate hydrolase activity. Gene Ontology annotation, biological process: auxin metabolic process. The transcript has 5 exons. Gene Ontology annotation, cellular component: endoplasmic reticulum. NCBI's taxonomy places the organism in Eukaryota, Viridiplantae, Streptophyta, Magnoliopsida, Fabales, Fabaceae. The coding region runs from base 99 to 1442 and encodes 447 amino acids. The record is from RefSeq and is a predicted model, not a curated record.
AGAAAUUCAGAUAUUUAAAACUACCAAUCAUACAACAUUGGAACCAUUUAAGAACCACUUAUUCUUCCAUCAUCAAUCUUUGUACACCAAAACAAACCAUGUCUUGUUCUUCCUUCAAAUUCAACACUUUCCAAUUUUGUAUCAUCAUAUUCAUUUUACAUGUCUUUGCUGCAACACCCAUUUUGUCUGAUAAUUCUUCAUUCAACAACUUUCUAGACAUUGCCAAGAGUCCUGAGGUUUUUUAUUGGAUGGUCAGUAUCAGAAGGAAGCUUCAUGAGAAUCCUGAACUGGGUUAUCAAGAAUUUGAGACAAGUAAACUGAUAAGAUCAGAAUUGGAUAAAAUGGGUAUACCUUAUAAACAUCCAGUUGCAAUUACUGGUGUCAUUGGUUUCAUAGGAACUGGUUUCUCUCCUUUUGUUGCUAUAAGAGCUGUUAUGGAUGCUCUUCCCAUGCAGGAAAUGGUGGAGUGGGAGCAUAAGAGUAAAGUAGAUGGAAAAAUGCAUGCUUGUGGACAUGAUGCUCAUGUUGCCAUGCUACUUGCUGCUGCAAAGAUUCUCAAACACCAUGAAAAAGAGAUACAAGGAACAGUUGUUCUUGUUUUCCAACCAGCAGAGGAAGGAAGUGGAGGAUCUAAGAAAAUUGUUGAAUCUGGAGUAUUAGAAAAUGUUACUGCUAUCUUUGGAUUGCACGUUGUUCCGGAAUUGCCAAUAGGUGAAGUGGCCUCUAGGUCUGGUCCGUUAUUGGCAGGCAGUGGCCGCUUUGAAGCAAAAAUAAGUGGAAAGGUAGGUCAUGCAGCUAUUCCUCAAAUGUCUAUAGAUCCCAUAUUGACAGCUUCCAAUGUGGUUAUUAGCUUACAACACCUUGUUUCUCGUGAAGCCGAUCCUUUAGAUACACAGGUUGUGACAGUUGCAAAGUUCCAAGGAGGUAGUGCAUUCAAUGUCAUUCCAGAUUAUGUCACAAUCGGUGGCACCUACCGAGAUUUUUCUAAACAAAGUUUCAACCAUCUGAGACAGCGGAUUGAACAGAUUAUUGUCGGACAAGCUGCUGUGCAUAGAUGCAACGCAACUGUGGAUUUCCUUGAUGAAGUGAAACCUAGCUAUCCUCCAACUAUAAACGACGGUGACUUGCAUGAGCAUUUUGUGAAUGUUGCAGUGAAUAUGCUUGGUGUCAGUAAAGUUAAUAGUGCCGUGACACCAUACAUUGCAGCUGAAGAUUUUGCAUUCUAUCAAGAGAUCAUGCCUGGCUACUUCUUCAUGGUUGGAGUGAAGAAUGCCAAACAUAAGCCGUCCGAGUCAUUUUUACACUCACCUUAUCUCCAAAUCAAUGAAGAUGGAUUUCCUUAUGGAGCUGCACUUCAUGCAUCAUUAGCUGCUAGUUAUCUUCAAAAACAUCAGCAAAAUAGGCCUGGUGCUGCUGACAGCAAAUAUCAUGAUGAAAUAUAAAUGUUUGUUAAGUGUUAGUUCAUUACAUCUCGAAUUAAAGAUGAUUACUUACUGUUUUUGUUUCGUAAGUUCGAAGCAUUCAUUUUGAAUGAAAAUAUCUAUGUAAAAAAAAUUUGAAUUGAAAUUUAAAAAAAUAGGAGGAGAAAAGAAUUGGAUGAA